Molecule: messenger RNA, 1049 nt
Organism: Halichondria panicea
Lineage: Eukaryota; Metazoa; Porifera; Demospongiae; Suberitida; Halichondriidae
Product: tetraspanin-7-like
Exons: 8
Coding region: 138-896 (252 amino acids)
Cellular component (GO): plasma membrane
Source: RefSeq, a predicted model, not a curated record
AGUGCACUGCUGGCCUUCACCCGUGACUCUGCGUGACAACAACAGCAGAACAAAAGCAAGGCUCCAGUGCAAGAGCAACCAGUUUACAUCUUAUUUCUUUCAAGCAAAUCUCCUCUCACUAGCUACAGAUAAUAACCAUGAAUUUUCUCGAGUGCAUGCGGCGCUUCAGUCAAGCUCUACUGAUUAUCACCAACUCCAUUGUCGGGCUUCUCGGCCUUGCAGUACUAAUCCUUGGAAUAUGGGCACAGGUAUCAGGUCGUGACUACUUUGACUUUCUUUCUCUUGGUGCUGACUAUUCCCCUGUGGGUAUCCUGCUGAUUGUUGUGGGGGUCUUUAUUGUUGUAAUUGGAAUUAUCGGAAUCAUAGGAGCAAUCUUUGCCGGCACUUUGUUUGGAAGAAUCACCCUUGGACUUUAUGCUGUCAUCCUGGGAUUGCUUAUCUUGUGUGAGAUCUCCAUUGGAAUCGCAGCUGGAGUUAAAAGAAAUGACUUAAACAGCUAUUUCAGAGAUAGUGCCCAGCAAACGUUCAAUGAGUCUGGUAGUGACCCCAGCAAAGCUGAUACAUGGAACACAUUGCAAACUCUAUUUGACUGCUGUGGUGUGAACUCUUACAAAGACUACCGAUAUCUCAAUGGCAACAACUCUGUGCCUGCUUCAUGCUGCAACCCCAAUGCUACUGACUUUUGCGAUUCUAUCAGACUGGACGUCACUAACAACACUGGAUAUUACAUUUCAUCCGCUGGCUGUGUAGAUGUCCUGGUCAGCGGUGUUGACACUUACCUCGGGGCCAUUGCUGGUGGCGGCAUUGUCUUUGGUCUCUUCCAGAUAAUCGGAGUGGUAAUGGCUUGCUUUGUGGCCAUUUACAAGGAUCGUGAGAACAAGUACGAAGUUGUCUAGAGAUUGACAAAUUCGUAUGAACUAUCCAUAACACAAACUCCGUAGAUAAUUAUCGUAUUUAUAGUGUCAAUAUGAUGCGUUGUGGUGUGUCCCCUGACGUUUUUAGCCAUUAUUAUAGUUGCAUUGUGUGUUUUGAUGGCAAUUAAAAUUUUG